Neurospora tetraspora is the source of this 1341-nucleotide messenger RNA. RefSeq lists its product as uncharacterized. Lineage: Eukaryota; Fungi; Ascomycota; Sordariomycetes; Sordariales; Sordariaceae. The transcript has 2 exons. The record is from RefSeq and is a predicted model, not a curated record. The annotation marks the transcript as partial.
AUGGCUGACGAAGCUCCUUCUCCCCCAUAUCCUCCCCCACCGUAUGCGGCGGUACAGCAACCGCAGAUGCCGCUACAUGUUCAUGGACCCGGAAGGGUGUACGUGACGAAUCGGCGCGCACUACUCCAUCACGUACAUCUGCGUCACCCAGAAGUGUCAAGGGAGGAGCUUGACAGAGAAGUAGAGACCAGGCGGAGAUGGUGGGCGAGAUCGAUCGCGCCUCUCCAGUUGUUUGGCGUAAUUUACCCGCCUUAUGCGAACGACUUUGAAGACUUCUUCCUGGAUUGCCAGAUGUGGCAUAAGUACAUUUGCGUUGACGACUCGGGCUGCACUUCUGAGGAGCUUAGCCGCCGGUUGGUCGCCUUUGAGAACGAAAACCGGUACCUGUCGAGGAGAAUAGAGAGGAUGCACAAGGAAAUCGAGGGGCACGAACAGGCCUUGGCUGAGAAGAAUGCGAUUGCGACCGCAUACAACGACGUGAUCAAGGGCCUGAAGGAAGAGGUCAAGCAAGCCGAAAUUGCCAGGGAAGUCACGGAGCAGACGAUGACGAGCAGGGUGUCUGCUUUGGAAGCCGAGCUGAGGCAGGCCAAGAAGGAAAGUGCCGCCCGGCUAGAGGCGGAAAUUGCGCAUCAGCAGGCUCUAGCAACUGAACUGAAGAAGUUCAAAGACAACAGUGCUGCGGAGAAAGCCAAACUCUCCAACAAGAUCACGAACCUAAAGGCGCAGAACGAUUCACUGCAAGAGCAAGUUGAGCAACUGCUCAACAAGAAAGUCAAAGAGCAGGGGCAGGGUACAACGCCCAUCUUCAAAUUUGCAUCAAUCGACGAGACCCUCGCCAAAGUCGAGGCCCAAAGCACGCAAGUGCACAAGAUCAAGGACAAGGAGAUGGAAGAGGAGAUUCACGACGAAAGCAAGGCCGCCGCCGAAAAAAGCUCUGCAUCCGACAAGAUGACAUAUGCCGAGCUCGAACUUGAGUGUCGUCGGCUGAGCGACCUUGUUGCUCGCCGUAACUUGGAGACGGGUCAGCUCCACGUCAAAACCCAAAACCUUGCGCGUCGCACCAGAGAAGUUGAGAAGAAGGAGCGGGAGUUGGAAGCCAAGGAAGAGGGCAUGAAGAAGGGCCUCGCGGCCAUACUUACCAAGGCCAAGCACGUGGGUCGCGUGGGAAAAGUGGUUUGUAAACUGGUUAAGGAGGGCAGUGUCCCGGCGUCGAGCGACUUGCUCGCGGAGAUGCUGGCUGAUUUGAAGGGAGUUGUGAGGAAGUUCGAGGAGGAUGUGGGUGGCCAGGGCUCUAACGCGGGAGCGGGAUCUGGUGGACAGCCGUUGGAGGAUGCUUAUAAU